Diorhabda carinulata is the source of this 6878-nucleotide messenger RNA. RefSeq lists its product as uncharacterized. Lineage: Eukaryota; Metazoa; Arthropoda; Insecta; Coleoptera; Chrysomelidae. The transcript has 2 exons. The record is from RefSeq and is a predicted model, not a curated record. The coding region runs from base 103 to 1341 and encodes 412 amino acids.
GUGUUGUUAGACUUGUACGAACGCGCAUCGGCGCGACACAUUAGCGAACGUGCGAGUUCGUGUCCGUGCGAAAGUGUGAAAUGUCGUGAGAUUUCGGCAGAGAUGCGCGCCUCAAUGUGCUCCAAUAAACUGCUGCUCUAUUUUUUUAUCGGCGUCCUCACCGUUCCCAUAUUUUGUGGCAUCGAUAUUGUAGUCGAAGGCCUGCCGUUGCGAAGGCGGGAGCUCGAUACUAAUCAAGACAUUCUCGCCGGCGCUGAUUUCCUAUCAAUUCUAAUGGGAUCUUCAUUAAAAGAAACCUACAAUGACAUAACGUCCACGGUACCAUCCACGACGAUUCUCGUAGAAAUAGAUACCGAACCUGAUUACACCACCAAACGUGAUAAACGAAAUUCCGAUUCGAAUUUCGAUACUACGUACACUAAUAGUUUAAUAACAAACGCCGUUUUAUCUUCUUCUCAGAGUACAGAACGUUUCGAUGUUAGUGACUCUAGUACUAAUAAAGAUGGCGUUGUAGUAGCUGUUAGUAUAUCCACUUCGAUCGGAAGAUCUAGAGGAAUACCAAGUUAUAAGUAUUCUACAUCGGAGCUUCAACUACCCAGCCCGAUAGAAGCGGUUAAUCAGACGGCUACAGAAAAAACAAUCAAUCGGGAUUAUUUCGGUUCGGAACAUCGUCCUAGUAUAAUAGCUGAAGCAAGUAAAAGUGAAUUAAUCGUCGAAGAAACCGAACCGAUAACGAAAGAUAAUGAAUCGGCACCGGAUUCGAGUUUAAAUUACCAAACAACUACGUUUCUCGAUCAAAAUUUAUCUAAUAAACAAACUAUUUACCAGGAUAAUCCACGAUCUGUAUCGUACACUUUAACUUUACCUGGAAUACCAGUGGAAUCAGAUAAAUCGCAGCCUCACGAACGUCACGAGAGAAAUUAUAAAAAUUCUUUCGUCAACACUUUCGAAUCCAAUUUAAACAAAAGUACGGAAAAACCUUGGGCGAAGUAUACCCCGACCACCCCGCUACCGGUUGAUUUACCGAAAGUUUACGCUCAUCCCGAACAAAAUUACGAAGUAGACGAGGAAUUGAGCGUGGUAACCAACGGAAGAGCCCACGGCAUCCAACCGACCAAGCCGGAAAAAAAAGACGAUAACCAAAAAUUCGGGUACGUCGUCGAAGGGAAAAAUUACAGAAAAUAUAGAGUAGAAGAAAGAACGGCCGAUGGAUUUAUAGUCGGGGAAUACGGAGUCGUGAGUCACGACGAUGGAUCUUUGAGAGGUGUUCGAUAUACCGCUGACGGUACCAUCAAUCCCAGAUUGAUUUCCGAAGCUCUAAUGAAAUUUUUGUCUCUGUGAUUAUAUUUGCCCAACUGGUGCUAAAGAUACCGUACUGACACGUAUUUAGUUCCUUUCGAAUUAGAUAUUAUUAUUAUUAUUAAAUAAUUGUUACUCGAAAUAUGUCGAGAGUGACGAAAAUCUCGUUUCGGGGAGUCUCGUCUCGCAAUUAAAGCCUCGAGCGACCACUCUCGCAGACGUCUCGCAAAAGCCUUACAAUAAAAUCAGUUCGAAUCUGAUCCGGGAGGUCAAUGAACAAGGUUAUUCUAAUCUAAUGGUCCAGCAUCUUAAACUUCGCACUUCGUUCUGCUUUCUAACUAAGGUUUUAACUUCCUUAAAUCUUCUGGUCAUGUUUGUGGUGUCUAAGAGUUUUCUUUGUCUAGCAAAUUUGAUUGUAAUUUAGUUCUUCAUCCGAAGAUCCCGAUGGUCACCGUUCCAACAAUACCAGGAUGCAACCAUGGUGUAGUUUUUAGUAUCGAUGUUGUAUAGAAGCAGUUUGAUGUACCUGGAUAACGUUGAAUCUCGAUCUAAUAGCCAACACAUUUUUUUUCUUACAUCAAGCUCUCCACGUUUUUUUUUUUUAUAUGGAAUUUCGAGCUGUAUUGAAUCUAGUUUCAUUCAACUUGAUACUCCACAUCUUGGUCUAGCUGCUUAUUUGAUCAACGGAUGUGCGUAACUUCUCGGCAGCUUCUUCUUGGUGUUCAGGAAUGUCAUUAGUGUCCAGCAGAUAGAGCACUAGACUAAGUACGCAGCCCUGGGGAAGUUCUAGUUUGAUUUCUUCUGCCAAAUCUAAGUAGACAGUUGACAUUAGACUGUCAGAUCUGUGGUUUUCCCUAAAAAGCAAAUUGAUGGGCAGAAAUUACCUUCGAGAUAACAGACAGCAAUGAAAAAUGAAACUUUAUGGGGUGUUUUUCCCGGUUUGAGGAUAAUAAUAACCCCUGCAGCUCUUCAUAUCUUGGGAACAACUUGUUUUGGUAGUAAUCAGAUCAGAGUCUGGUUUUUGGGAUCGUUGUUUGUUCUGAUUACCUCAAAAACUUCUUUUGAAGAAGUAGGUUCAACAUCUUCCGAUUCUGGUUCAUUCUAAUCGUCAGGAUCUUCUUCAUAAUCGUCUGUAGAUGUUCUGCAAGCUCUUUAAAAACAUUUCUGAUUCGAGUAUUUUUUAAGAUGGGUCUUUUCAAUCGUUUGGUAGUUUUCCAAACUUUAUAAUGUGUCUUUUUUUUGCUGCGUUGCUUUAUUUAAGGCUGUUUUAUUUAUCCUAAGUUGCUUUGUUUGAUGCAAAGUUUUCGGAAAUGAAUUAUCAAGAAAAAUUGAAAAACAAUCAAACAUCAAAGUUUUAUAAACAUUAAAUGGCAUAUGAUGUUUGUGGAUAUUGAAAAGGCUUUUGAUAGAUAUGAUGACACAUUUCAAAAACAUUCUUGAUAGUUAGAAUAAUUAAUUGAUGUGUUAUUUUUAUCUGUAGGAUUUUUGAGAAAAUCUCGUACGAGAUUUGAGUUGAGACUCUUUUUCUUGUGGUGUAAGAAAAAUUUGUAGUAUCGUCUCGAGUCCCGUCUGGAAAACGAAACGAAAUAAAACUCUCGCAAACGAGAAAAUCGUUUUUCUUUUUAAAUUGCUUAAUUAUUGAUAAAAAAAAGAGUAAUAAUUAUAACUGAUAAUAUUUCUAAUUUGUACCUGACUUUUCACUUUAAUUUGACCCCUAUACUGUUAAUUUUGUUAAUAAUAGAAAAAUUUUGAACAAAAACUGAUAUUUUAGACGUAUAGGAUUCAAUUCCGGACUUUUUUAAACCCAGGAUUACGGGAUUGCAUGAAGGAAAUUAAUUAAAAACCAUUGAUUUAUAUGAAAAUCAUUAUAAAUAAUAAAAAAUAUUAAAAUUUCAUUCAUUCAAUUAAAUAAUAAGUUUGACAAAAACUUGUUUAGAACAAAGUUAAAAGUUUGGGUCGGUUUAAAGUGAAAAAACAAAGUUUUCUGUUAACGAAAUGUUGAUAAUAAUCUUGCCUCGUUUUCGGAAAACUAAACACCUUGUUCUGUUUAAUGUAAGACGUCAUACAUAUAUUUAUUAUUCCUAUAAUGAUAAAACUGGACCUCUACGACUUAAUCCUGUAUAAAAAUUUGUUGGGGGUCCUUCAACCUAAUUGCAGAGAGCCCCCAAAACUUUUUCACAACUAAACAAAAGCUAUUACUUACAAUAAAUGCUUCCAUAGUCUAGAUUUACCAAUUUGAGAGUAAUAAAAUAAAGAAGCAUUCGUAUUUUUGACCGAUUUCAGUUUUUCGAGAUUUUUUACCCUCAUAGAUAAUAGGGAGGAAUCUGGAAGCCUUUCUUGCACUACAGACGACCUUGAUGACUUUUUUAUAAAUAUAAUUUCAGAAAACUUCUUUCGGAAAGUGCCAGAAUUAUAAAACAUUUUAUUAUUACCUACGAAAAUUCGUGAGUAUCACUCUUCUGAAUCUCUGAUUAUAAGAGUGUUUUUUUUUCAGGAUUUACGGUUUAAUAUCAAUUCAAAAUUCUCCCUCUAUCUAAACCCUAAUUUCUUUUUUCGUUUACCUGUCGAAAACUUUUCUAUAUCGAGUGAUAUUGACCGAUAUUUUGGAUUCGACACCCUUAUAGUUGGACGACCCCGUAUGCGGCGGUAGCAACGCCCCUGGUAUAAACUAGUCAGUGUCGUUAUGUCGUUAUGAUGUCCCCAAUUUUCAUCCCCAGUAAAUUAGAAUCGGAAAAGAAACAACGCGUUAUUAGGAUUUAAACAAAAAAGGCUUCGCUGAUAUUUAUUUUCAAAAAACUUAUCAACAUAUCAAAAUAACCGAGUUUAGGUAAAAAUAAGUGAUUUCUAGCCCAAAUCCUUAUAUAUCUUCAAUAGUCCUGCAAUAUAGGAAUAUUAUUUAUGUGAUAGUUAAUUAUAAACGGCGCCCUCGAAUUUUUGGCGCUUUCGCAACAAUAAUAUUUAAGAAACAAUCUGUAAAAGAUCUAGUUGUGAUGUUUGAAACGUAUCGAACGUGAAAAACUUAUUCUAGAGUAAAAAAAAUAUCAUUUACUCUCAUAAAUACUUUUUAUUUUUGGUCUAUUUCAAUCAAUAAUGUAUUUUUAUAAAACAUUCAGUGUCUGAAGACGAUAACUUGGUUGUCGAAGGUAAAGUUUGCCUUUAGUCUCUGAAGACGAUAACUUGGUUAUCGAAGGUAAAGUUUACUUUCACUCUCUGAAGAAGAUAACUUGGUUAUCGAAGGUAAAGUGUGCCUUUAGUCUCUGAAGACGAUAACUUGGUUAUCGAAGGUAAAGUUUGCCUUUAGUCUCUGAAGACGAUAACUUGGUUAUCGAAGGUAAAGUUUGCCUUUAGUCUCUGAAGACGAUAACUUGGUUAUCGAAGGUAAAGUUUGCCUUUAGUCUCUAAAGACGAUAACUUGGUUAUCGAAGGUAAAGUUUGCCUUUAGUCUCUGAUGAAGAUAACUUGGUUAUCGAAGGUAAAGUUUGCCUUUAGUCUCUGAAGACGAUAACUUGGUUAUCGAAGGUAAAGUUUGCCUUCAGUCUCUGAAGACGAUAACUUGGUUAUCGAAGGUAAAGUUUGCCUUUAGUCUCUGAUGAAGAUAACUUGGUUAUCGAAGGUAAAGUUUGCCUUUAGUCUCUGAAGACGAUAACUUGGUUAUCGAAGGUAAAGUUUGCCUUCAGUCUCUGAAGACGAUAACUUGGUUAUCGAAGGUAAAGUUUGCCUUUAGUCUCUGAUGAAGAUAACUUGGUUAUCGAAGGUAAAGUUUGCCUUUAGUCUCUGAAGACGAUAACUUGGUUAUCGAAGGUAAAGUUUACUUUCACUCUCUGAAGAAGAUAACUUGGUUAUCGAAGGUAAAGUUUGCCUUUAGUCUCUGAAGACGAUAACUUGGUUAUCGAAGGUAAAGUUUAACUUUAGUCUCUGAAGAAGAUAACUUGGUUAUCGAAGGUAAAGUUUGCCUUUAGUCUCUGAAGAAGAUAACUUGGUUAUCGAAGGUAAAGUUCACCUUCAGUCUCUGAAGACGAUAACUUGGUUAUCGAAGGUAAAGUUUGCCUUCAGUCUCUGAAGACGAUAACUUGGUUAUCGAAGGUAAAGUUUAACUUUAGUCUCUGAAGACGAUAACUUGGUUAUCGAAGGUAAAGUUUGCCUUCAGUCUCUGAAGACGAUAACUUGGUUAUCGAAGGUAAAGUUCACCUUCAGUCUCUGAAGACGAUAACUUGGUUAUCGAAGGUAAAGUUUGCCUUCAGUCUCUGAAGACGAUAACUUGGUUAUCGAAGGUAAAGUUCACCUUCAGUCUCUGAAGACGAUAACUUGGUUAUCGAAGGUAAAGUUUGCCUUCAGUCUCUGAAGACGAUAACUUGGUUAUCGAAGGUAAAGUUUACCUUCAGUCUCUGAAGACGAUAACUUGGUUAUCGAAGGUAAAGUUCACCUUCAGUCUCUGAAGACGAUAACUUGGUUAUCGAAGGUAAAGUUUGCCUUCAGUCUCUGAAGACGAUAACUUGGUUAUCGAAGGUAAAGUUUACCUUCAGUCUCUGAAGACGAUAACUUGGUUAUCGAAGGUAAAGUUUGCCUUCAGUCUCUGAAGACGAUAACUUGGUUAUCGAAGGUAAAGUUUCCCUUUAGUCUCUGAAGAAGAUAACUUGGUUAUCGAAGGUAAAGUUUCCCUUUAGUCUCUGAAGACGAUAACUUGGUUAUCGAAAUUAACAAAACAACAAUUAGAAAAGUUAAGUGAAGAUCCAGACUUGUUAUUUUUUAUAAAUAAGGAUGAUAUAUUUUCAAUAUUGAAUAAUUUGAUUAAAAAAUUCUUCGUCAAUAUUGAGUAGGGUUUUAUUGAGUUGUUAGUCUUUGUGACCCAUAAUUUUUAUAACCUCUCGCUCUUGUACACCAUUUUUGCCCAAUUGACUAACCACCAUCGAUCUAUUGGAGUGAUUCGUCAUUUUCUUUCUUAGUAUUGAAACCAAUCGCUUAGGCAGACGAUUUUGACACCAGAGAUCAUUUUCUGAUUUCCACUAACUAUUUAUUCUUAAAAAUAAUCUGUUGACAUAAAUUUUUUAAAUAAUCUGAGAGGAAAAACACAUUUUUGAACCACCUUGACAAGUCUUGCUGAAUAUAGUACUAUAUUCAACUCGAUUUGUUACACAACUUAAUGCUGUCGAAUUUCGUUCUGAUUUGAUCGCAGCUUUCGUCGUAUAGACUCGCGAGCAGCUCGCCGUGGUACAAUAAUAACUUUCAUUUCUUCAAAUUCUAUACCAACGUCCAAUUUCCAUCUAAUUUGAUACUUUCUAUCAUUGCCAUUGUUUGCUUCUUCGAUUUCAUUAAUAUUAUCAUCUGAAUUACAAAUAUUUAAAACGUCAAAAUCGAAAUAAAUCAAUACAAAGUGAUGAAGGGUGAACAGAUAGGUUUUCCUUAUUAACCUGACCUAACCUAGACUAGAUCUUUUACAGAUAUUGAAUCUAAAAUGUUGUUGAAUCGUACUCAUUAUUGAGAUAUUUGCUCAUGUCAAUUAUUGUAGGUAAUUUUCAAAAAAUGCUAUUAUUUUUGUAUCUAAUUUUAUUGUAAAUCCAAGUAAUAUAAUCUAAAUGAAC